Messenger RNA from Bufo bufo (common toad), 2509 nucleotides. It is a transcript of the gene PRRT1, whose product is annotated as proline rich transmembrane protein 1. Bases 132 to 824 code for a protein of 230 amino acids. The transcript is spliced from 4 exons. The record is from RefSeq and is a predicted model, not a curated record. Lineage: Eukaryota; Metazoa; Chordata; Amphibia; Anura; Bufonidae. Gene Ontology annotation, cellular component: membrane.
GUGCAGGAUCAGAGAAGAGAAGCUCUGAGGGGGGGAGACAGUGAGCGGGGGCGAGGAGAGACCCCCCAUCCUGCCACAUCUAUCCGAGGACCCCCCUAUAAAUAUCAGCACAGCUCCCUCCCCACAGAGACAUGUCCAGCGAGAAAACAGGCCCUCCGGACUCUGGACCCCACAGCUCCCCCCCACCCUAUAACCAGCCGGUGGGGGAGGGACCCUGUAAUGGCGUUAUUCCAGGUUAUAAUGAUCCUCCACCUCAGCCAGCUAGUGCUACCCUUCCCCGCCAGGAUGCUCAAGGCUAUCUUCAGGAGACCCCAUUUACAGGAGCACCCCCAGCUCCCCAAGGGUAUGUGGUGCAGACGCACACGCCCACAGGAACACUGCAAGGUGGAGGGUAUGUGCCACAACCAACAGGGUAUCCCAUGCACCUGCAGCCCUGCACAGCCUACGUCCCGGUGUACCCAAUGGGAACGCAAUACCAAGCUGGAAAUGUCCCCCCCCAGCCUGGGAUCCCACCUCCUCAGAUUCCCCCUGGACUGGCCCUACUAGAGCCACGACGUCCUCCUCAUGACUAUAUGCCGAUCGCUGUGCUCACCACAAUCUGCUGCUUCUGGCCCACUGGAGUUAUCGCCAUCAUAAAGGCUGUGCAGGUGAGGACAGCUUUGGCUCGUGGAGACAUCAUGUCUGCAGAAAUAGCUUCUCGUGAGGCCCGGAACUUCUCCUUCAUUAGCCUGGCAGUGGGGAUUGCUGCUAUGGUCCUGUGCACCAUCCUUACAGUUGUUAUUAUCAUCGCAGCUCAGCACCACGACAAUGACUGGGGUAACUGAAUUAUCCCUCUGUGACUUGGGGGCAUCUGAUGUACAGACCAAGCCACCAAGAUCUCACCCAGCACUUUCUUAAGUCGCCUAUCUCAAAACCUUUUUUUUUUUUUUAUUUUUUUUAUAGAUUUUCUCUUUUUUAAUUCUUUUUCAUCUUCUUUAAUGUCUUCCUUUAAUUUUUCCUUCUUGUGUUCUUCCUCCUUUCUCCUCUCACCAAUAUUUUCUUCUCUCUCUGUCCAUACGUUUUCCCCUGUGUCACAUUUUUCCUUCUCAUUUCCGUCCUUUGGUUGACCAUGUUUGACCUCUCCAGAUAGUCUCUCUCUUCUCCUGUGUUUCCUGUCCACCAAAGUGCUCUCUGUCUCCUUCCUUCCUUUCUGUCUGCUCCCGCCCUAUUCCCCUCCCUUGUUUUGAAUAAUACAGGUGCCAUCUUGGGGUGUUAUGGGGUAAAAUAGGAGUUUCAUGGGGGUACUUUUUUUUAGCUAUGUCUUAUAGGUGCAGAAGAACAGUGGGCUGAGAAGUAAAGGCUCCAGGAGAUAGCUCGAGAGUCAUGAUGCAUACAGGAAAACGAGUGGACUGUCACACGGGGAGUAGUCCUUCAGAGAGAGACAGCCAGGCGAACUUUACAAGGAAUGAGUGUAGAUUUUUAAAAGGAAUGUGUGACAUGAGAUGUUGGGAUUAGCUGGCCAUGGGCAUGGUCAUUGUGGGCCAAAAGAUCGUUUUUACUGACAGUUCAACUGGAAGGGUCAAAACUACCAAAAUCCUUUUCCUCUUGUGGGAAUCUGAGAGCCUCAUAGACAUGGGAAGACUGGUGGAUCCACCACGAUCUGCCAACCAGAACCUAAUGUCUAUGGUCAGCUCAAACCCAAGAUGUGAUAAGCCAUAGAGAAGCCGAGAAGAAUGAGUCUAUAUAAGAUAACACUCACUUGCAGGUGCAUGAGAGGUUAUAGGAACACAAUACAGGUGAAUUAAUAAAUAUAUGCCCCCCCCCCUUCCAACACAUUUCAAUGGGUUUUGGAUUCUCGGCCACUUGAAGAACUUAUUUAAUUUUUUUUAAACCCAAGCUGCUUUGGUACUCCAUGGUGCCAUAUGAUUAAAAUGACUCUUCAGACCCCAGCACUGCUGUAGAUGCCUUAACAAAAUGACUCUACCGACCCCCCAACACUCCCGCACUUUAUACUUCUAGAUAUGGAAGCUAACUCUACUGUCGGCAAUUCCCUGCAGAUCGGCCAUUGGGCCUGUUCUGAACUGGUAUCAAUAGGUUCAUUGAUUUCUAAGUUAUUCCUGUUCCAUGUCCUUUUCUCCGGUCAUGGUCCAGACCUGGUGACACUUCUAGUCCCACCAGUAGCGGAAGAGUCACAGUUUGUCGUCCUUGCCUCUAUUUCCCUGGGGAAUGUUGCCUCGACAAUCUGAUUAAUUGGCUCUUGUGCUAACCCCGAUUUGGAGAUAUUUUUGGAAUGUUUUCAUCAGAGCGAGAUACAUUUAGGUCACGGGAAACAUUCACACAACUGGCGUAGGUAAGAAAUGGGCACCGCGUAAUAAACUUACAUUUACAGCCAGUAUAAUCCGCAUGAUCAGCUUUUUAGUGAUACUUCCCUUUUGAAAAAAAAACAAAAACGGUUUCUAGUAUAAUAUUUAAAGGGGUUAUCCCAUGAAUAAUGUAAAAAAUAAAAAAUCAUGCAUAAUCCAGUACAUGA